CCAUCCAAACGCAUAUUGUCGCAUCGAACCGUAUCGCAUCAAGGACACAGUCCAAUCCGUUCCCACCUUUUUUCUCCAGCGAAAUACUGCGCGGAUCUUGUCUGCGCGCGAUCAGCUCACAAUGAGCAAACAAAAUUCAGAAGCCACGUCGCUGCUGACUGAACAUUUGCGCUACACGCCUUUGUCUCUGAUCGACGACAUCAUCAAUGCAAUGAACACACUCAUAUAUCACGCCGUCAGCUCCGUCGAGAACGGCCUCCUUUCAACAUCUCCAGAAGUCCUCGGAUUCGGAAACAGUGGCGCCGGGGCGGACUCGAUACCGGAUACCGACGGCGACGGCAAUGUCGUGUACCCAGAGGCCAAGCUCGAGAUUGAAAACGGCGUGCACCAGCUCGAAACGCUGCUCGAGUCAGCGGUGGAUAAGGAUUUUGAUAAAUUGGAAAUUUAUACCCUGCGGAGUAUCUUGUCUGUGCCGGAGGAGCUGGUGCCUUGGGUCAGGUUGGCGCAUUAUGAGGGCCUAUCAUUCAAUUCUCCAAGUACCGCGACCGCAGAGUCAGACAGUCCAACUCCCGAAUCGAUAAACCUACAACGACGCAAGCUUCGCGAAACGCAAAAACUGCAUGCCGCCCUCUUGCAAGAACGAGAGCAAAAUGCCUUGAUUAUCGAACAAUUACGCGCUUUGCGAUCCGGUACUCUGCCAGUACCGUCAACGUCGUCGUCUUCAUCAUCAUCGAAUCUGUCAAGUAAUCUCAAAACCGAGCCGCAGUCGUUGGAGAAUACCAAAAAGCCCAGCGACACGCAACAACAGCAAUCACUCAUUUCGCCAUUUUCGUUUCUAUUCAAUGCCCCUUCUGCUCAAGCUCUUGGGGUUGGAGCGACCUCUGCAUCUACAUCCUUGCCUGCACCCGCCUCAACAUCCUCCCUCUCCGCCUCAACCUCGUCCGCUUUACCAUCAUCCUCUUCAUCAGGCCCAUCACGACCAAGUCCACUAGCUACAAAUGCCGAAUUCCUCAUCUCUCAACUCUCUGCCCUACGCACGGCCCUGGACAAUCUUCGGCCCCGUCUUUCUUCCUCCUCUGCUCCUUCGUCGUAUCCUCCUCCUAGCAGCGCUGCUGCCGACGACCACGCAGCAGCAGCACAAAGACCCACCUCCCGCGCCGCUCGCACGCAAUACAUUGAAUCCCAGACCCGCAGACACAUGCAACGCACCGCGCGCAUGGACCUGGAUGACCAGGGCGCCCCGCGACACGGCGGCGAGUAUCAGCGCCCCGGCCGCAAAAUUGACCCGGAUGAAGUGCGCUCCUUGGAAACCUUUGCCGGUGUGUUGAGGGGUGCUGGUGCUGGUGCUGGUGCCGAAGGCGGCGGCGGCGGGGCGGGGGUGGGUGGUGGGAUUACUUCUCAUAGUCCUUCUGGCGGGUCAGGGUCGGGUGGGGAGAUUGACAGCGGUAAUCCCAAUGGUAGGUCUGGUCAGAACGAUGGCGAUGUCGAAAUGUCCAACACCGAUACAUCUGCACCUACAGCUAUAGAUACGCAUGCCGAUGGAGACGCGAGUACUACGUGACGGACACUGCCGAGACAAAGAAUACCGGCAGAGGAGAGGAUAAGGGAUGAGAGUGAGAGACAGUAAAGAGAAAGAGAAAGAAUUUUUGAGGUAGAUAUAUAUGUAUGAAUCGUAUGAUUUGUAUGGAUCGGAUGGCACGGAUGGCACGAAUGGGCGCGGAUGGAUUAUUUGGCGCGGACAAAGGAGUUCUGGGCUGGGUUAUAUCCACAUCUGAAAUAUCAAUGGCGUUUUUAAUUUUGCUCGUUUCGAGACAUCCGUGCGGGACAUUUUAUUUCUAAGACUACAAAGCAAAAAGCAAAAAGGGAGAAUGGGACUCUGGGACUCUGGGACUCUAGACCACGCUGCGAGGAAUGAUAGUAUGAUAGUAGGCUGGACCACGUAGGAAGGACUGGGACUCUGAACGAGGGGAA
This is a messenger RNA of Xylona heveae TC161, 1971 nucleotides long. Its product is annotated as Mis12-domain-containing protein. Lineage: Eukaryota; Fungi; Ascomycota; Xylonomycetes; Xylonales; Xylonaceae. The record is from RefSeq and is a predicted model, not a curated record. Gene Ontology annotation, biological process: protein localization to kinetochore; mitotic sister chromatid segregation; mitotic cell cycle. The coding region runs from base 122 to 1561 and encodes 479 amino acids. Gene Ontology annotation, cellular component: nucleus; chromosome, centromeric region. The transcript is spliced from 3 exons.